Molecule: messenger RNA, 2002 nt
Organism: Paramacrobiotus metropolitanus
Lineage: Eukaryota; Metazoa; Tardigrada; Eutardigrada; Parachela; Macrobiotidae
Product: 3-sulfolactaldehyde dehydrogenase-like
Exons: 12
Coding region: 213-1796 (527 amino acids)
Biological process (GO): GABA catabolic process
Molecular function (GO): succinate-semialdehyde dehydrogenase (NAD+) activity
Source: RefSeq, a predicted model, not a curated record
UGCUGACUUUUUUGAACAAAAUUUUCUGGAACGGUAAAUGUAAUCAGCCGCUCAGUAUCUGGAAUUCCUUAUCUAAACAGUUAAGAUAGUGAGAACUAUUUCGCUAUCAGUAUAUUAUUCAUGUUUAUAAGAACCUUCGAAUCCAUAAUGUUCAUGAUUGCGCCCAGAGUGUAGUAGUUGGUUGUCCUGGUUCUUCGUGCAUAUUCCCAGCCAUGUUUGCAUACGGACUAAGCGUUCGGUAUGGACGCAGCAUUGCCGUGAGUUUGCAACGGUUUCAAGAGCUUUCUCAUUCAGGCCGCGCCAUGUCGUCCGCUGCCAAGGUUCUCCCACAGUAUCAGCAGUUUUUGGACGAAGCCAAGUUAAUCCGUCAGAAGGCCUACAUUAACGGCAAAUGGAAUGAUGCAUGCGAUGGUGCCACUUUUGAGGUGCGAAAUCCAGCCACGGGCGAUCGCAUCACCAGUGUGGCGGAUUGCAGUGCCAAGGAUGUCCACCAGGCCAUAAAUGCUGCGCAGAAAGCUUUCAAAACAUGGCGCGAUACUACGGCGAAGGAACGAAGUGUUAUUCUGCGACGCUGGGCUGAUCUGAUGACGAAACACCAGAAAGAAUUGGCCAUGAUUCUGACCGCGGAAAAUGGAAAACCUCUGGCUGAAGCGGAAGCAGAGGUGGCAUCCGGAGCAUCUUUCUUUGAAUGGUACUCGGAGGAAGCCCGGCACAUUACGGGCGAUAUAAUCAAUGCUCCUUUCAAGGAUCGCCAGUUUUUUGUUAUCAAAGAGCCUGUUGGAGUGGCGGCCAUGAUAACGCCGUGGAACUUUCCUUCGUCGAUGUUAGCCAGAAAAGUAUCAGCCGCUUUGGCUGCCGGAUGUACAUGCGUUAUGAAGCCGGCAUCCGAAACACCAUUAUCGGCAUUGGCUCUCGUUCAGUUGGGAGAAGAAGCUGGAGUUCCUCCUGGAGUGUUGAAUAUCGUCACCGGCACUAAUGCAGCAGAAAUUGGCAAAAUUCUUUGUGAGUCUCCGCUGAUUGCCAAAAUUUCAUUCACUGGCAGCACAAAUGUCGGGAAGUUGUUGAUUCAGCAGAGUGCUUCGACAGUAAAAAGAAUGUCGAUGGAACUGGGUGGACAUGCACCGUUCAUUGUCUUUAACAGCGCCGAUAUUAAAGCGGCAGCAGAAGCCGCUCUGUUUUCCAAGUUCAGGGCUUCCGGUCAGACGUGCGUAUGCGCCAAUCGUAUACUGGUACAGGAUAAAAUUUAUGACGCAUUUGCCGAUCAACUGGCUGAACUGAUCGAUAAAAAACUUCGCGUGGGUAACGGCUUCGAGAGUGGCACAACUCAAGGUCCUUUGAUCAGCAAGAAGGCGAUCGAUAAGGUUGCGAAGCAUGUUGAAGAUGCCUUGCAACGAGGAGGUAAAUUGCUUUCCGGUGGUCAGAAGCAUCCUGCUGGAGAACAAUUUUUUGCACCUACGUUGAUUAGAGAUGUACCGACAGAUGCGUUAAUUUGCAAUGAAGAAACAUUUGGCCCAGUUGCACCACUGGUUCGCUUUGCGGAAGAAGACGAAGCUGUCGCUAUUGCCAACUCAGUACGAGUGGGCUUGGCAGGAUACUUCUACUCUCAGGAUGUCGCACAGAUUUGGCGAGUGGCAAAAAGGCUCGAAGUUGGGAUGGUGGGAGCUAACACAGCUAUGAUCAGCUCAGUCGAAGCUCCGUUCGGUGGUGUAAAGGAAAGUGGAAUGGGACGAGAAGGCUCCCGAUACGGUUUAGAUGAUUACCUAAAUAUUAAAUACAUUUGCCUGGGCGGCUUGUGAACAGCUUAUGGCGCUAAACCCUGAUGGACAUUCGUUAUUUAUUUAUUCAUUUUCUACAAAUCUAAAAUUUUCCGGUGAAUGAAUUGUGAUUCCAAAUGGUUCCUACGACUGCGUUGAAGCAGGACGAUUUGCAAUGAUAUAUUUAAUCGCUGAAUCCAGUAUACAUACACCAGGAAUAAUUAUUGAAAUACACAAAUGGAUGAUGG